UUAACAACUAGGGUGUUACACAUAGUUGAUUUUUCUAAGGAACUUGUGGCUCUCUCUUUUGUAGAAUCUGUCCAUGCAAUUUUAUUGUUCAUGAUGUGAUAAUGUAUCUCAAUUUUGAACCGCAGUUAUCUCUAUCCGCUUCCAAAUUACUUGAUCGUGACAUUGUUUCCAAGAGUGAUCCUAUUGCAGUAGUUUAUAUAAAGAAAAGAGAUGGAUUGCUUGAGGAACUUGGUCGCACCGAAGUGAUAAUGAACUCUUUGGAACCUGCAUGGAUUGAGAAAAUUAAUGUUGCUUAUCAGUUUGAGAUUGUUCAGCAGUUGGUCUUUCAUGUGUAUGAUGUUGAUACGAGAUACCACAAUUUGCAUGUGAAGACACUGAAGUUGAAAGAUCAAGAAUUUCUUGGUGAAGCCAGUUGUGCUAUAUCUGAGACCCACACAUGGGGAGAGGUGAUGGUCAAUUCCGUCUUCUUUUUACAGGUUGAAGGAGUAGAAGGCAUCAUGGCUGCUUAUGGUAGUGCUUUGAGGAACGUUGCACUUGCUGGACCCACUUUAUUCGGUCAAGUGAUCAACACUGCUGCAGAAAUAGCUGGUCGUUCGCUCUCCCAGGACAGCAGCAAGUAUUUUGUCUUGCUUAUUAUAACGGAUGGAGUCCUUACUGACCUCCAAGAAACUAAAGAUGCUUUGGUAAUGGCAUCUGAUCUACCCCUAUCCAUUCUUAUUGUUGGAGUGGGUGGUGCAGAUUUCAAACAAAUGGAGAUCCUUGAUGCUGACAAUGGACAUCGAUUGGAGAGUUCUACAGGGAGGAUAGCUACACGAGACAUUGUACAGUUUGUUCCAAUGCGUGAUGUACAUGGUGGACAGAUAUCAAUUGUUCAGAGUCUAUUGGAAGAGCUACCUGGUCAGUUCUUGACUUACAUGCGGUGUAGAGACAUCAAACCGCACACUGUUAAUCUCCCCCAAGCUCCUUUUCAAGAUCAUCCUGUCUAGAGCUCUAAAAAGAACUUUGAAGAAGUGGAGUAAAUAUCUCUUUUUUCUCUUCAUGCUUAUGAAUAUAUGGUAUAUAAAUAUAAUAGAAUAGAGAAAAAAUUGUACAUGUUUGGUAAGGGCAAAAUACUCUUUUGGUUUAGCAAGCAGUGUUUUGAAUUCUUUUAAGCAUGUGGUAUAAGAAAUAAGAUAGGCAAAUGGUGGUUUAUAUUCAUUUUAGUGUUUUCAGAUUGUUUUGUGUAUUGUUAAGGUUCUCAAGGUUGGGGUUUUAAAAAUGGUCCGUAUAUUGGAUAUCAUAUAUUCAUGUUGGCCAAGAAUUGGUCUUGUCCUUUUGAAAUGGUCAUUCCUUAACAAUAAGUAUUCAUUUAUAAUGAUAAA
Camellia sinensis is the source of this 1361-nucleotide messenger RNA. Lineage: Eukaryota; Viridiplantae; Streptophyta; Magnoliopsida; Ericales; Theaceae. The record is from RefSeq and is a predicted model, not a curated record.